Messenger RNA from Zalophus californianus (California sea lion), 1893 nucleotides. RefSeq names its product coiled-coil domain-containing protein 93-like. Gene Ontology annotation, biological process: Golgi to plasma membrane transport. The record is from RefSeq and is a predicted model, not a curated record. Lineage: Eukaryota; Metazoa; Chordata; Mammalia; Carnivora; Otariidae.
AUGGGGUUGCCCAAGGGGCCGGAGGGCCAGGGUCUCCCGGAGGUAGAAACAAGUGAAGAUGAAGAACAAAAUGUCAAGCUGACUGAAAUUCUGGAGCUUUUGGCUGCAGCUGGGUAUUUCAGGGCAAGAAUUAAAGGCUUAUCACCUUUUGACAAGGUAGCAGGAGGAAUGAUUUGGUGCAUUACCACUUGCAGCUUUGACAUAGACGUUAAUCUACUCUUUCAGGAAAACUCCACAAUAGGACAAAAAAUAACACUAUCAGAAAAAGUCGUCUCAGUCCUGCCAAGGAUGAAGGGUCCACACCAGCUGGAGCCCCACCACAUCCAGGGCAUGGAUUUUAUUCACAUAUUUCCUGUUGUCCAGUGGCUGGUGAAGCCAGCUAUAGAAACAAAGAAAGAGAUGGGUGACUACAUCCGCUCCUACUCCAUAUCCCAGUUCCAGAAAACCUACUGUCUCCCUGAGGAUGAUGACUUCAUAAAGAGAAAAGAAAAGGCCAUCAAUCCAGUUGUCUACUUUUCAGAUGUUUACAAGCCCCAUCGGAAAUACAAACGCCAACAGGGAGCAGAAGAGCGGCUCAAUGAAGAAUCUCGAGUCCAUGCCACGCUUCUGGAAUAUGGUAGAAGAUAUGGAUUCAGCCGCCAGAGCAAAACAGAGAAGGCCAAGGACAAGAAGACGGCACUUCCCGCAGGGCUCUCGGCUGCUGGAAAAGAUGAUGCCCAUGAGGAAAAUGAAUUUCAAGUUGCUGAAGAGCAGCAUAUUCAGUCCUUGAUGACCAAGAUGACCGCCAUGGUGAGUGAGGAGAGCCGCCUCACCGCCAGCUCGGUGGGCCAAAUCGUGAGACUCUGUUCCGCCGAGAUCAAGCAGAUCAUGUCCGAGUACGCAGAGAAGCAGUCUGAGCUGUCAGCUGAAGAAAGUCCAGAAAAAUUAGGAACCUCCCAGCUUCAUCGUCGAGAAGUCAUCUCCUUGAACAAGCAGAGUCUGCAGAAGACCAAACAUCUGGAAGAGCUACAGGCAAGUCAUACCAGCCUACAAGCCAGAUAGGAUGAAACAAAGCAAACUCUGACAGAGCUGAAGCAUCACAGUGAGAAGCUGGACAAAGAGCAAGCAGCCCUGGAGAAGACAGAAUCCAAAGAGGAUCCCGGUAACCUGCAGAACUUGAGAGCACUUGUAGCCAUGAAUGAAAAUCUGAAAAGUCAGGAACAAGAGUUUAAAGCACAUUGUCGAGAGGAGAUGACACGGCUGCAGCAGGAAAUUGAAAACCUGAAAGUCAAGAGAGCGCCAGGGGGAGAGGAGAAGAGCCUGUCUGCUGGAGAGCCACAUGGUGCCCUAAGCCCUGUGAUGACUCAUAAUGAAGACCUAGACAGAUGGUAUAACAUGGAGAAAGAGAAACUUUACAAGAUCCAUUUACUACAGCCUCAAAGAAAUCAAGAAAUAGCAAUUGUGCAUGGCAAGACUGAUGAAGUACCCAGCCGAGCUGAGCUAAUACAGUAUCAGAAGAGAUUUACUGAACUCUACCACCAGAUUUCCACAGUGCACAAAGAAACCAAUCAGUUCUUCACUUUAUAUAAUACCCUGGAUGGUAAAAAGGUUUAUUUGGAAAAAGAGAUCAGCCUGCUGAACUCAAUUCAUGAGAACUUCUCACAAGCCAUGGUCUCCCCUACUGCCAGGGACCAGUUUUUACGUCAAAUGGAACAGAUCAUAGAAAGAAUUAAGCAGAGCAGAAUGAAGAUGGAAAAGAAGAAGCAAGAGAACACGAUGAGAAGAGACCAGUUGAACGACCAGUACCUGGAACUGUUGGAAAAGCAGAGGCUGUACUUGAAGACUGUGAAGGAGUUCAAGGAGGAGGUGCAGAAUGAAGUGUUGCCGUCCAAGGUGAAAGCCAAGGCCUCCUGA